AUGUCUCUCGUGGAUGUACUUGAAGAUGAGCGGCGCGAAACAGCAGACACCGAUAGUUCUUCUGCCAGCAGGCGAGGUCUGAAAGACUCCUUUUUAGCCGUACGGAAUAUGCUUGAUAUACCUUCGAACACCUCAACCCCGUCAUCAUCGAGAGAACGUCGUUCAAGUCCUUUCGCAGCCGGAAAUGGAGACGCCGCGCAAUCAACUUUAGGAAAUAAGGCAACGAAGCAGAGCGCGUCUGCAGAGGCCAUGGCUGCUAUAUUCGGUGGGGCUCCCAAAGAUUUUCAGAUCUCUUCAAAAACUCGCGGUUCAGGUAGGCACAACUCUACAGUAGGUAUCGGUGCGAAAUCGAGGUCUCCUUCGUCUCGACUACAUCGAUCAUCAUCGCCCGGCAUAGGCCUUCUCAACAACAACAGAAGUAGUCCAAUGCAUAUCAUGACAGACUCAAGCGACUUCAACGACAUUGACAGUGCUACCGAAAAGGCCUCUGACUCGAACCUCAAGCCAAAGGGAAAGGGUCCAGAUUUUGUUUCUAAAGACAAUGCCGAAAAUGGUAGACGUGGUAGCGCCGAUUCUAGCAAUGAUAUUCGGCUGGAGGAGGACAGACCUGGCGGAGAGGGUGCGGAUGAACGAGCAAUUGAGAGCAGUGACGAUGAAGAAGAGGUAAAGAGUUCAGAAGAGGAUGAGGACGAAUCUACUCCCAACCGAAAGAGAGGUAGAGGCCGGAAAAGGAUCGAUAAAGGGUCUGACGUCUCGAACGUAGAUUCAGACGAAAGCGAAGAUGAUCCAUAUGCUUCACUAUAUGGCCAGAACGAGUCUACAAGUCAGGCCAAAAGCGCUCUUGCAGCAGCAGAAGAAGAACGCAUGGCCCAGUCCAAAGCAAAACUGAGGCCGUCCGAGCCUGCCGUCUCAGUAAUUGGUCCUGGAGGUGAAAGACUGGUGCCAAAGAAAGGGGGAGUCCAUCCCAACACCAGCUACGACUACACCGCGUCCGGUAUGAACUCGGCAAAUUCCUCAGACGCGGACAUUUCAGACAUCAGACGUGCUCAAAAGCUGAGUAUCAACAUGUCACAUAUCGACACAUCGGUCCCUAAUCGGGUGAUACGAACUAUUCUGCGAGGAGACUUUUCGACCAUGCAGGAGGAUGCAGAAGAGGGCCUCCGGCGAUCGCGCUUGUAUCUUGUUGCCACUGACCUAAGCGACGAGGCCGUCUACGCCCUCGAAUGGACUAUCGGAACGAUUUUGAGAGACGGGGACACGCUGCUAGCGAUUUAUGCGGUGGACGAAGAGACAGGCACUGGGAAAAGCAUUGACGCUGACGCCAGUGGCAGUGUGCAGAUUGGAGAAGGGGCAAAAGCUGCACAAGACACCGUAGACGCUAUGACCUCCCAAACCGAGAAGAUGAAUCAAAGCGCUGAGGCGCCAUCUUUGCUCACUCCUGCAGGCUACCUGCCGGCGACAUCCACUGAUAGUCGCCCGGGCUCAGUGGACUCCCGCAUGCUUUCCAAAGCCGAGAUAGAAAGGCAGAGAGCCAUUGAAGACAUCUCGUCUACAUGCGUCAGGCUGUUACGAAAAACCAAACUGCAGGUCCGGGUCGCAAUUGAGGUCAUACAUUGCAAGAGUCCCAAGCAUAUGAUCACCGAGGCGAUUGAUGGUCUUGAGCCUACGCUUGUAAUUCUCGGUUCAAGAGGUCGUAGCGCUCUGAAGGGUGUGCUCCUUGGUUCCUUCUCGAACUACCUUGUUACAAAGUCCUCAAUUCCGGUCAUGGUUGCUCGCAAGAAACUACGGAAACAUGCGAAAUUCAAGAAGACCAACAUUCGGCUCUCCAACAACCUUCAGCGGCCAAACAGGCUCACCUCGGCCAAAAUUGAUUGA
Molecule: messenger RNA, 1875 nt
Organism: Endocarpon pusillum Z07020
Lineage: Eukaryota; Fungi; Ascomycota; Eurotiomycetes; Verrucariales; Verrucariaceae
Exons: 3
Coding region: 1-1875 (624 amino acids)
Source: RefSeq, a predicted model, not a curated record